AUGUUCUCUAGAAUCAAAAUCUGGAGUGAUACAUAUCUUUUGUAUAGAUUGGCAAAUAAUUCACAUUUUUUAGACUCUUUGAUAAUUUCAAAAUUGCGUAAGUUUAAUGGUUAUGAUUCCGCGAAAUUCUCUUCCAAGAUCAAAAGAGGUUCUAUUCGUUCAGAAGCUUUGAACAAGCUGGCGAAAUUCUCUUUACAACACACAGAAGAAUCAGAAUCAUUAAAUGGUUAUAAUUUGAGUAAUGGGAAUGGGAAUGGUCAUUCAAAUGGCUUAUCAAAUGGCGGAUUGAAGAAAGUUCCUACUUUUUCAAACGAUUUCAUCAGGUUGACUAAAGCUGUUGCCAUUUCAGAUAUUUCAAGUGCUCAUAAGGAAUUAGAAAUUAUUUUAGCAUUGACAAAAUCUUCAAGCUCAAUAACAAAUUUUGAUCAAGCCGUUGCUCUUUUAGAAAUUAUUGAACCAUAUUUGUUGGAAUCUCCUUUCCAACAGUUUAGAUCACAUUUAAGUUUACAAUUAAGUCCUUCACCUUGGGAAAAUAUUACUAAAGAACUUGUUGAAGCUAUAGUUAUUAUUGCAUCAAAAUUUCAAAAUUUGGAAGAACAAAUUGAAUUAGUUUUGAAUAAAUAUUUAUCAAUUUUUGAAAAUAAUUCAAAUUUAAAAUUAUCAAGUUAUUUCAGUUUUAUUGGAUUUUUAAAAGCUCUGAUUAAUAAAACCACAUUCUUGAAUACUAAUUUAAUUAAAAAACUAGUCUUAUUGGUUGAUGGUGGAUUUUUAAACUCUGUGGAGAAAAUUGGAUCUGAAAGUCUGAGUGAUGAACAUGAUUAUAAUUAUUUAUUAGCUUAUCAAGCUAAUGGUGAUGAAUUUAGUUCUCUGUUGUUUGUCAGAUUGAUUCAAGAAUUAAGUACAUCUGUUUUGAAAGAUAUCGUUAAAACAAAUUCACAAUCUAAUGAAAUUUCUUUAAUUGAUUAUCUUUUAGAAGUCACAGCUGCUGAUUAUGAUGGAGAAGUUGAUAAUAAAUCCGUUUUGGAUGCAGUUAAGACUUCAUUAUCCUAUAAAUUAGAUCUUUUGGAAAGUUUAGUUAAGAAUUCUUUAUUACAAGUUAAUGAACUGGAUCAAGGUAGUGGUUAUAUAAACAUCAGUUCAUUUGAACGUAUUAAACUGGCUUUACAUACCAAAAGUUUGGCCUAUCAAGUUAUCGGUACUGGAUUAUUAGUUGAUUUGGUCUCACCAGAUACUGUAUUAAACUUGGUGAGAAAUUCAUUAUCACAUACUCAUGAAAUUGCAGAUGAACAUUUAGCUCCAGUUAUCAUUUCAUUAGGUUCAUUAUUAUGUUAUAGAGAUGGUAAAGUUAUUAGUGGUCAGUUAAUUAAUUCAUUCCCGCUAAUUAUCUCAAACUCUUCUACAAGAGUUAAUAAUGAACGUUUUAUUCAACGUAUUUCUCAGUCGUUAGCAUUGGGGUUGAAACCUUUAAAUCAAGAUUCAAUCGUUACUACAAUUUAUUCAUUAGUUAACUUAUUAGCUGUUGAUAAUGAAGGUGCACCAGUUGCUGCUAUUAGAGACUUGAAGUUGAGAAGUGCAAGAGGUACAUUUAACUCAUUAGAUGCUGCAGCAAGACCUUCACGUGCUAAUACUCUGCAAUCAUUAAGAGGUCAAGGUUCUACCUCAUCAGUUAACAUCCAAUCAAAACCUAAUGUUAAUGAUCAAAUCAUAUUUAAAAAUGCUAUUGAAUCUGUUAUUGAAAUUGCUAAAAAAUAUGAUGAUCCAUCAAUUCUUGUUUUAACCGUUACUGUGUUAUCUCAAAAAUUUCAAAAAGUUUCUAAACAACUUGAUUAUCAAUUAUUGCAUGGAUUAGCUGGUAUUGCACCAUCAUUAUCCAAGAAGGAAUUCUUAAUCAUGAUGAAAAUGUUUGACAGUGGUAUUAAUUCUGCCAAUGAAACAAAUGAUCAUUCAUUCGUUUCUGCUAUUGUUAACGCACGUAUCAACAUCUCUAAAAAAUUGAGCAAAGAUAUUGAAAAUCCGUUAUACAAUGUUUAUUUAUAUGAAUUGUUGAAUAAUGUGGUUAGUAGAGGUGAUAUUCAAACUGGUGAUCAUCACAGACCACAUGGUGAAAUUGCAGAAGUUGCCAAAGAAAUUUCAAAUUUUUUCAAGCCAAUUGCAGCUUUAUUACCAAAAAACAAAGCUUUAGAUUUGAAAGAUGAUAUUGAACUGGUAAAUUCAUUUAAAAACUUCUGGUUCAAUUUGGUCGUUCAUGGGUUUAGUGAAUCAUCAACAUUAACCGAAGAACAUAAAAAGGAAUUGGAAAUCAUUGCUUUGAGUACACCUCCUUUAGCUUCUGAACUGCCAAGAUUACAUACAGAGACUUCAUUUGAAUUAAAUGCUGUUUUAAGACGUGGUUCUUCAAAUCAUAAUGUUAAAGAUCAAAAACAUAUCAUUGGUGGUAUUUCUAAUACAAACCCAUUGGAACUUCGUACUUUAUCAUAUUCUAAGUUGAUGUUUUUAUCAGCCACAUCUCUUUUAGAAAAUUUGAGAGUAAAUUCAGGUGAUUGUUCCACUGUGUUAUAUUAUUUUUCAGAUCCUUCAAUUGUGAAAACUAAUAUUGAAAAAUUUAUUGGUUCAAUUGCAAUUUCUGUUGUAUCUAAAUUCAUCAAAUUGACCGGGAAGGGUGGUAAUCAUCAUUUCAGUUCAGAUAGCGUUGCUGAACAAUUGACCAAGAUUUUGAUUUUAACAUGUCAUAGAAAUUAUGAUUUACAAGAUGCAGCUUUCCAAAGUGCCAAUUUAUUUUUAAAUAAAUUACCAUCUAGUUUAUGUCAUCAUCAAUCACUUUAUACUUUAUUGGAUCUUUUAACUUUAUUAUUUGAUAGUAUUGUUGAUUCUGAUACUAAUAAAUAUGAACCACAAAGACAAUUCUUUUUAAAACAUUCUAAAGUUAAAGUUACAUUAUCUGAUUCUUACAAAUGGAGACGCUCAACUUUAGAACAAUUACAUAAAAAGGCUAAAGAAUGGACUCUGUUAUCACUGACCAAGAGUUCACAAGAUAUGAAAAGUUUAUUACAAGCAUAUAUUACAGAUUUAGGUGUUUUCAAAAGACUGAAUAGUGUUGAAUUUGGUGUUUCAUUUGCAGUUGAAGUUGCAGGUACCAUUUUACCAACAGAUUUAGAAUUAUCAAAUAUCCCAUCUACUACAUUCGAAAAACCUGAUACAAUUGCUGGUUUCUUAUCACAAUAUAGUUGGAGAUCAAGAAAUAUUGCUGAAAAAGCUAGUAUCGUUCCAAUUAAAGACCUUCGUAAUAACAAAGAUGAAGAAUUGAAAAGAUUGAGACAAAAAAUCGCUAUUGGUGAGGCUGUUACUGAACAAGAAUUACUGAAUGUGUUAGAUUUAAUCGCUAGCUUGCUAAUAUUGAGACAACCUGAUGAAGAUACUGCUAGAUUGGUGUUUGAAUUGGUUUCCAUCCCAUUCAAUGUCUUCACCUCUGAUUCAAUGAAAGUUGCAACUACAGUUUGGUUAAGUAUAAUUAAGGAACGUCAAGAUUUGUCUUUCUUACUAUUAUCAGAAAUUGCUGUUUGUUGGGAGGACUCAAUCAAAAGAAGAAGAGGUUUAUACUCCAAGGAGUUUGACUUAUUGGAUGAAGGUUUCUUGAAAAUGACUUACUCACCAUCUGAUAAACAAAGAAUCAAAUAUCAUAGUAAUCUGGUUUCUGAAAGUUUACAAACUCACUUGCACGUUAUUAAAUUAUUCUCUUCUCAUUUCCAAGGUACUUUAUACCAAAGUGAUCAUUUACUGAAAAUUUUCACUAGGGCUGUUACUACUGGGUUAGAACAUUUGAACGUUGCAAGUUUACAUCCUUUUGCAAGAUUGAUUAGAAAUGAACUAAUUAAAUUAGGGUUUGACGUUUUGCAUGUCCAUAUUAAGAUCCAAUCUGCUUUUGUUAUAUCUUUAACAAACUCCAUUCUUCAAGGUAUUCUCUCAUGGUUUGUCAAAAAAAAUCAUUAUCCAUAUGGUGGUAAUUACUUGAAAAUCAAAGCUGAUCUGAAUUUAUUGGUUGAAAUUUAUCAUCUUGUGAAGAAUAUCCCAUCUGGCUCAACAUCAGAAUUGAUUGAAUUGCGUAAACAUUUAAGUUUGAUAUUUUUACGUGAUGAAAUUUCCAAGAUCCUGGUUUUCUUGAACCCAGUUGAUCCUGUUGAGUUCAAAGUUGAUUCUUUGAAACCAGAUUCUAAGAUUUUACAAUUUGCUUAUCAAGAAUCACCAAUAUUGGGUAUUUCACUAGCAGAUCGUUUGCCAUCUUUGGAGAAAACAUUAUUAGAAUUGGUUGCUGCUAAUCCAGCAAAAGUCUUACCAUAUCAUGAAGGUGUUCCAUUCUUAUUGAAAAUUCCUCGUGCUUCUAAAUACUUAAUUUUAGCACAACCAAUUUCACCAACAGAUUCAAUAAAUCUUUUCCAACCACCUUUCUUCGAAGAUCCAUCAAUCAUUCAAUAUAAUAUGAGAUCACUUGAAUCUCAUGAUGUGAACUUGACUUUCUUCUAUGUUCCACAAAUUGUUCAAAGUCUAAGAAAUGAUCCAUUAGGUUAUGUUGGUAGAUUUGUUGUUGAAACUGGUAAGACUGAUCAACUAUUUGCUCAUCAAAUCAUUUGGAAUAUGUUGGCUAAUAGUUAUAAGGAUGAAGAUUCAACUAUCGAAGAUUCUAUCAAACCUAAACUGGACCUGAUUAUGGGUAAGAUGAUUGAUGCAUUCCCUGAAGAAGACUUGAUCUUUUAUGAAACAGAAUUUAAGUUCUUCAACGAAGUCACUGAUAUCUCUGGUAAAUUGAAACCAUACAUCAAGAAGACUAAAGCUGAAAAGAAGGUUAAAAUUGAUGAAGAAAUGGCCAAAAUUGAAGUUUUGGAGAAUGUUUACUUACCAUCAAACCCAGAUGGUGUUGUUGUUGAUAUAAAUAGAAGCUCAGGUAAACCUUUACAAUCCCAUGCUAAAGCACCAUUCAUGGCAACUUUCAAGAUCAAGAAAUCUGAAGAAUACAAUGGUCAAAUGAUUACAUAUGAUAAGUGGCAAAGUGCCAUCUUCAAAGUUGGUGAUGAUUGUCGUCAAGAUGUUCUGGCUUUACAAUUAAUCUCCAUAUUCAAGAGUAUUUGGGAAAAUUCUGGUUUAGAUUUAUAUUGUUUCCCAUAUAGAGUUACAGCAACUGCACCAGGCUGUGGUGUUAUUGAUGUUUUACCAAACUCAAUUUCAAGAGAUAUGUUGGGUCGUGAAGCUGUUAAUGGAUUAUAUGAAUAUUUCAUUAGUAAAUUUGGUAAUGAAAAUUCUGUUGAAUUUGAAGAAGCAAGAAAUAAUUUCAUAAAAUCACUUGCUGCUUAUAGUAUCAUUUCAUAUCUUUUACAAUUUAAGGAUAGACAUAAUGGUAAUAUCAUGUAUGAUGAUAAAGGUCAUAUCUUACAUAUUGAUUUUGGUUUCUGUUUUGAUAUUGUUCCAGGUGGUGUUAAAUUCGAAGCUGUUCCUUUCAAAUUAACAAAAGAAAUGGUUAAAGUUAUGGGUGGAUCAAAUGAAACUGAAUCAUUCAAAAUGUUCGAAGAAUUAUUCAUUAAAGGGUUCUUAGCUGUAAGACCAUUUUAUGAAUUAAUUGUUGGUAAUGUUAUACCAAUGCUUGAUAGUGGGUUACCAUGUUUCAAAGGUGAAAAGACAAUUAGAAACUUGAAGAAUAGAUUUUAUUUACACAAGAGUGAUAAAGAAGUUAUAGGUACUUUAAAAGGAUUGAUUAGAUCAAGUUACGAAAGUAUGUUUACAACUGGGUAUGAUCGUUUCCAAAAAAUGACAAAUGGUAUUCCAUAUUAG
This is a messenger RNA of Hansenula ciferrii, 5817 nucleotides long. RefSeq names its product 1-phosphatidylinositol 4-kinase STT4 (gene STT4). NCBI's taxonomy places the organism in Eukaryota, Fungi, Ascomycota, Saccharomycetes, Phaffomycetales, Wickerhamomycetaceae. Gene Ontology annotation, molecular function: 1-phosphatidylinositol 4-kinase activity. Bases 1 to 5817 code for a protein of 1938 amino acids. Gene Ontology annotation, cellular component: plasma membrane; cytoplasm. The record is from RefSeq and is a predicted model, not a curated record. The transcript is spliced from 3 exons. Gene Ontology annotation, biological process: phosphatidylinositol-mediated signaling; phosphatidylinositol phosphate biosynthetic process.